Messenger RNA from Microthlaspi erraticum, 639 nucleotides. Lineage: Eukaryota; Viridiplantae; Streptophyta; Magnoliopsida; Brassicales; Brassicaceae. The record is from the annotation of a GenBank genome assembly.
AUGUCAAGCUAUGGUGAGAAAACAUAUGGAAGAAAGAGCAAAGUUGUUGAUGAAGCUCACGCAGUUAACAAACCGAAACAGAGUGAUGUCAUCGGCAAUACCAUCAUCUUCACCCUUGUAGGGCUUUGCAUUCUUCUCUUCCUCUUCAUCAGCAUCGGCUUCUUUUUCAUAGUCAAGCCGCCUCACGCAAGCCUAACAUCCGUGGCUUUAAGAAACCUUGCGUACAGCGAUACAACAUCAUCAAGAUCAUCAUCAUCAUCGCCUUAUUUCAACGCAACACUAGCUAUGGAAAUCAGAGUUGAGAAUCCUAAUUUCGGCUUCUUUGAGUUUCCAACAAGUAAAGGAGAUGUCUUUUACAACGGUCGUCUUGUUGGUGAAAUGAAGAUUAGCGAACAGCGAGUGGCUUCGUAUAGUGGCAUAAGAAGAGAGGUUAAGGCAGAAGUGAGUUACAGAGACAAUCAGGGAUCAUCAUCUGCUUUGAGGAAUGAUAUAAAGAGAGGGCUAAUAAUCCUCCAGAUCGGAGCUAAACUGAGAGGUCUAGUACAGUUGGAGGUUUUGAACAAGAGAAGUGUGGAUUUGAAGUGUUUGAUGUAUAUUAACCUGAGAGAUGAAGUGAUUCAACGUUUCUGGUGUAAAUGA